Messenger RNA from Fukomys damarensis (Damara mole-rat), 3476 nucleotides. RefSeq names its product guanylate cyclase 1 soluble subunit alpha 1 (gene Gucy1a1). Gene Ontology annotation, cellular component: guanylate cyclase complex, soluble. Gene Ontology annotation, molecular function: guanylate cyclase activity. Gene Ontology annotation, biological process: cGMP biosynthetic process; response to oxygen levels. The record is from RefSeq and is a predicted model, not a curated record. The coding region runs from base 270 to 1826 and encodes 518 amino acids. Lineage: Eukaryota; Metazoa; Chordata; Mammalia; Rodentia; Bathyergidae. The transcript has 9 exons.
CUCCGCGGGGUUUCCGAGGAGGGUAGAUUUGUUGUUGCUGUUGAUCUUUGAAGUUCAUUGAGGACAGAGCGGGAGUGAUUUGAGGCUCUCUCGUCGUGGUUUCUUUGCCUGUCUGUGCACGUACUCGCCCUGGUGUCGAUGUGGACAUCUUCAGCCCUCCCGCCAGCCUGCUCGCCGGAGUCUGAAUCAGCUGUGGCUGCCACCCGCGGGUCCCACACCAGGCCCGGUCUCCCCCUGAAUUCUGAGCAGCGAGCGAGGUAGCCUGCGCCAUGUUCUGCACGAAGCUCAAGGACCUCAAGAUCACGGGGGAGUGUCCUUUCUCCCUCCUGGCCCCAGGGCAGGUGCCACAGGAGCCUGCAGAGGAGGCGGCAGGGAGCGACAAAGCCGCUGUGCCUGUCUGCCAGUAUGUUCCUGAGAAGAAGGUGCAGGAAAGCCUUCCUCACAGGAAGACCAGCCGCAGCCGGGUCUAUCUUCACACUUUGGCAGAGAGUAUUUGCAAGCUGAUUUUCCCGGAGUUUGAACGGCUGAACCUUGCACUUCAGAGAACACUAGCAAAUCAUAAAAUAAAAGAAAGCAGGAACUCCUUGGAUAAAGAAGACUUUGAGAAAAUGAUUGCAGACCAGGCAAUUGCAGCGGACCUGGCCGUCCUGCAGCUGGGCAGCGGCCUGGGGCGGCUGGUGAGCAGGAGGGACCUGCAGGGGAAGCCUCGCUUCGGGGAGUACUUCGAGAUCCUGAGCCCCAGGGUCAGCCAGACCUUCAGCGGGAUCAUGACCAUGCUGAACGUGCAGUUUGUGGUGCGCGUGAGCAGAUGGGACAGCUCGGCCAAGAGGGCUUCGCGGGUCAUGGAUCUCAAAGGCCAAAUGAUCUACAUCCUCGAAUCCAGCACAAUCUUGUUCUUGGGCUCCCCCUGUGUGGACAGAUUGGAAGAUUUCACGGGACGAGGGCUCUACCUGUCCGACAUCCCCAUCCACAAUGCGCUGAGGGAUGUGGUGUUGAUAGGGGAGCAGGCUCGUGCGCAGGACGGCCUGAAGAAGAGGCUGGGGAAGCUGAAGGCCACCCUGGAGCAGGCCCACCAGGCCCUGGAGGAGGAGAAGAAGAAGACGGUGGACCUGCUGUGCUCCAUAUUCCCCAGCGAGGUUGCCCAGCAGCUGUGGCAAGGCGAGGUGGUGCAGGCCAAGAAGUUCAGCGACGUCACCAUGCUUUUCUCAGACAUCGUGGGCUUCACGGCCAUCUGCUCCCAGUGCUCCCCUCUGCAGGUCAUCACCAUGCUCAACGCGCUGUACACUCUCUUCGACCAGCAGUGCGGGGAGCUGGAUGUCUACAAGGUGGAGACCAUCGGAGAUGCAUACUGUGUGGCUGGGGGCUUACACAGGCAAAGUGACACCCAUGCUGUCCAGAUAGCGCUCAUGGCCUUGAAGAUGAUGGAACUUUCUGACGAGGUCAUGUCUCCACAUGGAGAACCCAUCAAGAUGCGAAUUGGACUGCACUCUGGAUCAGUGUUUGCUGGAGUCGUUGGAGUUAAAAUGCCCCGUUACUGUCUUUUUGGAAACAAUGUCACUCUGGCUAACAAAUUUGAGUCCUGCAGUGUGCCACGGAAAAUCAAUGUCAGUCCAACGACCUACAGGCUACUCAAAGACUGCCCUGGCUUUGUGUUUACCCCUCGAUCCCGGGAGGAGCUUCCACGCAACUUUCCCAGUGAAAUUCCCGGAAUCUGCCAUUUUCUGGAUGCUUAUCAUCAAGGGACAAAUUCAAAACCAUGGUUCCAGAGGAAAGAUGCGGACAGUAGCAGUGCUCACUUUUUAGGCAAAGCAUCAGGCGUAGAUUAGUAGGCCAUGCGCUUGUUGGUUGCUCUAUGGGGCCUGACUUCUUUGAGAAGGUGCAGAACCACGGAAAGCACUUUAGGAGGCAGGAGGGUCAUGAGCAGCCUCGGUGUGGGGAGUGAACUCAGCCUGUUCUGUCUUUCAUUUAACGUGACAAAAAUGCAUUCACUUCAGUUCUUCAACUUUUCUGUCUAAGAGAAACCUCGGAAAGUGACUUUUGGGGCCGUAGUUCUGUUUUAUACCAAUCGCUUCCUGCCCGCGCUCUAAAUUCAGAGCCGAGUGUGUUUGGGGUCAUUGUAGUCAGCUGGGCAGGGUGGCGUGGCCGCCCUGUGCCCGGGUGCAGUGGUGCAGUUGUUACUGUCUUUGUGGUCGCGUUGCCUCAGAGAAGCUCUGCCCGGGAGACCGCAGUCCUUCUACUGUGAGUUCUUUCGGCCUCUUAACUCUGCAGUUCAUCUUAUUUCCUCACUUAGCUCUUAGCGCAAGUAAUGAAACAGGCUGAGCCAUGUUUUCUUCAUUGCAUCUUUUUGUUGUUUUUGCUUCUUUUGUUUCUAGAAAAUGAGCAACUAGAGGUUAUAUGCAAUAGGAUAUGAAAUAGUACUUCUGUAAAUGUCAAAGAAUAUUUUCAGUUUUUAAAGUAAAAAAAUAUUCCCCAUAAUACAUUAUUAUGAAAUAAAUAUAUUCUUUGGGUCGACAUUUAUUAUUUUUUAUUCUCCACCUGGUAAAGGCCAUUUCACUUGAAGUUAGCAGUUUAAUUCUUAUUAUUCAUUCAAGUAUCAUAACUGUAAAAAUAUUGAAGACAAUAGCCUUGGGGCCGGGGAUUUAGCUCAGUGGUUUGGUGGCCUGCCUUGCAAGCGCAAGGACCUGAGUUCAAUCCCGGGUACCAAAACAAACAAACAAAAGACAAUAGCCUAUGUUUAAGUGCAAUACUAUUCUAAUUUAAUUUAGCCAGGAGUGAAAUCGGAUUAAAGUCUGACCACAAAUGCACAAUCCUUUGUGUGUGUAUGCACACACACACAUAGGCACACACAGAGAAUAAUUUGGAUGUCUUUUAGCAGAUGUUCUCUAUCGCCAUUCUGAGCCAUGGUAAGGUUCCAAGAAGAAAAUCUAAUUCCAGAAGUGAAAAAUGAGACUUUUCUUCAUCAUUUUUUGGCAGCUCAUUUUUCUUGAAUACUCGUGCUGACCAUUUGGUUGUGUGUAUACGUACUAGCAAUCAAGAUUUUGUGUGACAAGUAGACAUCUGUGAAUUUUUUGGUUGAAAUAUCUUGAUAAUUUCCUCUCAGGAGACCCCUAGUGGAGGGAGAGGUGGCAAACAUCUCUUUUGGCUUGCUGGGGUCAGAAGCUGGGGCUUUGCACCAACCUGGUGAGUGUUCUGCUACCAAGCUGCAGCUUCAGCCCUGAAGCUUGAAUCUUUAUGUUUAAUGAAUAUUUUUAAAUGUUCUGAGUUUGGUUUACAAAAUGGCUUAAUUUUUAAAAGAGAACAAAUUUAAAAGCAAGAGAAAUGUGCACAUUAGCGUUUUUAAAUCAGCAUUAGCAGGACAAUACAUGUGCUGACUUAUUUGGAGUUCUGUGGCAUAGUUCAGCUUAAAGUUUCUUAGCCCAGUGUGGUGGCCCAUGCCUGUAAUCCCGGCACUCGGGAGGCUGAGGCAGGAGGAUCGC